CCUAGCAUCGUGGACACAGGCUUUAAGACAUGGGCCAAGUUCUAGCAUUGUGGGCACAGGCCUUUAUAACUGAACUGAUUGCACCAGUUCGGAGUUUAUCUCUCUCCCAUCACAUUAGAAGGUAAAAGAUAAACUCUGAACCGGAGCAGCUGGUUCAGCUAUAAAGAAUAGACCUAUAUUGUAGGCUUGUUGUGUUGCUUGAAAUCCCCCAAAAUUCCUGCACUUUAAAAAGAGAUAAAUAUACAUCGGGUGUUGGAGAGAAAGAAAACGAAGAUUCCAAGUGCGACGAGUGCGAGCAACACGAACAAACCUAACGUUAAACGACGUUGGUGAAAGUCGGGGUAAAAGGAACAGACCCUAGGGUGCAAGAUAGGAAAUUUCUCGAGACUCGAGAACCCUCUAGCCCACGGCCAAUCAACGCGCUCGAGAGAUUUCUCGCGCGACCAACGAGACGGCGUCCCGUCGACACCGUCGCGCCAAUGCGAGCUUCGCGACGCGACGGGAGAAAACGCUACGAGGGACCUUCCCUCCCCGGCAGCAGCCAAUCCGCGCAGUUGGCAAAUAGCGAGGCGACUAGCGGUGGAAUUUUUGAAAUUUUCCUCCGGCAAUUCUGUUUAUGGCGUCCGUGUCGGCUGUGUCGCUAUCAGGGCAGGCGCCCGAUACCUUCCGAAUCUUCUGGACGCUACUGUUCUACUACUGCAACUCCACGUUGAUUCGCAUCGGCGAAUACUGCAAGCUGGCAAGCGGAAAGAUAAGAGCGGUUGUCUAUAAGCAAGUACAAGAGCAGGAUGAGGAUAAGAUAAUAGAGCAUGACGUUGCGGUGAUGACAGAAACCGUGAAGACACUUCUGGCUGGAGAACCUGUUAAAUGUUCCUCGACGGACGAUACAGGCGAGAGGUACUUGCGUGAUGACGCGAUGCCGGAGAAUGAGAAUAUUUGGAGCAAAAAUGUAGAUGCGGCUAAUCUGUUCCCGAAUGCUGAUAAACUGGCUGAUCAAAAGAACGAAGAGGACAUGCUGAGUAUCGUGGAAAGUAUUGUAACGGCAAAGCUGGACGCCAAGUUUUGUAUGAGCCAAGAGCACAAGAAUCAAACGAGUACAUCAGAGAACAAUACUGAGGACGUUGUUCAAAACUCGGUACAUGCGAGUCUUUCUGACUCACAAAAAACUGUUGGAGGCGUGAAAGAGCUGAAAUUACUAACACGCUCUGAUGGUAAUAAUAAUAAUUCCACGUCAACACCGUGUGUGCCGAAGGUGAACGAUAAACAAAAGUCAACCUGCAAAAUGACCAAUAUAGAAAGUAACAAAGCUUCAACGGAAGCAAAGGAUAAAGAUGCGCCUGUAAAAAUGAGUAAUGUAACAAAAAUCGGUAGUAAGGCUGGCAGUAGUACAAAUUUAACUAAAGACAACGAAAAGUCUUCCAGUCCUAAUAACGAUCCCAAGAAGACGGUUUCGUCGAAAUCACUGAGCACCGUUGAUAAAACUGGAAAAGAAUACUUUAAUAAUAAACAAAAUAAUACAAAAGCUGGCAUGAAAAAACAAGAAUUUGUAAAACAACGUAAUGUUUCGAGAAACGGAAUGGAAAAGGAGAUGAAAAGUGCUGUUGUGAAGCCAAACUUGGCGAAGACAGCCGUUGAGACGGCUGAUACAGCAUAUCUAGGUAAAAGUUUAUAUAAAGAUAAAGCGUUACAGAAGCAGCAACAAGCAACGCCGAAACACUUGGCGUCGAAAUCAAAGAGUCAAGAGUCUAUUAAGAGGAAUGCAUCCACGCUUAACAUCUCUGAUGAUAAAAAUAAAACGGAGAAAGCGACACAUAUGCCCGAAAACGUCGAUUCGCCACUGAAUGGGUCUGAAAGGAAAACUGACAAGAUUGUUGACGAGAAAAAUGUUCAAAGCGAUCAAAAAGUGAAUCGUGGAGUUGAUUUUAAAAAAAAUGCUACAUUUGUCGCGCAGUAUAGAAAUUCGACGUUCUCGAGGCCGAUGCAACAUAAUCCGAGAACGGGACUACCUCCGUAUGGAAGGAGUCUGUACGGGUACAAUAAUCCAAGGUUUGACAGGUAUCGCAAUGGCAAUGCUGAACGUAGAGUUACAAAGAAAGAGCACGCACCUACUAAUACAUUGAUCAAGUCAAAUACGGGAAUUGAAAAACUUGACACAAGAAAUGUGGAGAAUUGUGCGAAGCAGAAAAAUGAAACUAUUCAACCGACAAGCGAAGUCGAUACAUCAGCGUUUAAUGAUGGAAAGAAUAUAAAUCCUGUAAAAGUGGAGACGCAUUUGGUACAAAGUAAGGAAAAUACGAAUUUAAGCGUUGAUCAUCCGGAACAAGAACCUAUAAUGUCAGAACAGUGUCGCGUAGAAACGAAUGACUUCUCGAAAGUCUAUAUUGAUCAGCAACACAAAGAUACAAAUUAUGAAGACACUGAUCUGUUUACACCCUCGUCCAAUUUACCCAUUGAUGAGUGCGCAACAAGCUCGCAAGUCAAUGUGACAAGUCAGUAUUCAUCGGAGCUGGAAAAUAUUCAUUGCACGAGUGCUGUAAACCAAUUGGAGAGCAGUCAAGCUACUUGGAAUCCAUCGUCUGACAAUGCUGCGCAAAAAGAUGUGUCGGUUAUGAGUUUACAACAGUCUGUUCAAAGCAUUCAUUUCAAUACGCAGCAUACUUUUACCCAAGCGGGAAACUCAGCGAGGCAUACGUCGCCGUGGGAGCCGAGUAACGGCAAGUUUUACGAUCAACACUUUUCGGUUAGCGACGCGAUGCGGCUGUCGCAGAUCCCGAAUACUUUCAACGCGCCGCCCUACGAAUGCAACGCGCCAAUGUCGAGCGAUAGCAGCCACGUCGCCGCCACGUCUACGCUGGAAACUAUGAGUAAUAGAGAAAAUUCGAAUAUGCUCUACAGAUACGGAUCGGGCGUACAACAGAGGCCUGUCAUGGCUUCAGAUUUUCUCGGUCAUUCCAUAUCGUGUCAGGCUAAUCAGGCUAAUCAGGCUAAUCAGGCUAGGUGGAGUUCCUCGGUACAAGAGCCAUCUGGCUAUCACGUCGAGCAUCCGUACAUCGCAGCGCAGCCUGCGAUGAUGCACGUUUACAAUCCCGCAGUUUUCGGGCCUGACGAUUUCAACAAUAUGCAUACGACGGAUUACAUGUCGCAUCCGAUACUUUACGCGCCGUCUCCAUACAUGCAAACGUGGAACUCGCAGUUACAGUAUCCGAUGCCGGUUGUGUAUAAUUCUGCGUGCACGAAUUAUACUACGUUUUCUCAGCCGAACAAUUUCAACAAUUCCAUGCAUGACCAGCAGCACAGACACAAUUCUUAUAUGCAAAUGAAUAAUUAUAUUAGGGAUACGUAUAAUGAUACGAAUACCUGCGCUGCACCAGCGAGAAACACCACCGAUAACGUUCCGAUAAAAUCCAAUUAUUACAAGAGGUAUCAAGACAAUUGUCGAACUUACGAGGUUCCUCAAUACGCACCACCAGUUUCAUAUUCAAGAUCGCAACAAGGUAUGAACGUCAUGCCUGCGACAGGUGUAAGUCAGUACAACGCACCGUAUUAUCCGACAGGUCAGAAACAUUAUAAGCAAAACGUGACGAAUUACAUGAAAAAUCCGAAGAGUCAGAUGCAAGAUUUCACUUGCGAUGACAAUGGAUCGGAAGACAGCCCCCCAAUAAUAUCUCCGACGGAGUUCGUAACGAGCAAUAUAAAUCUUUCGAAUAAGACUGAUCAGUUUGCGACACGUGUGUUUAAACCUGAGUAUAAAAUGCGACCGAACACGGGAUAUCGCCCGCCACCCUUCUUACCAAGAUACAACAACGAUUUUCGCAGAAAUACUUUCCAGGAAUUCCCGAAGGAAUAUACGUAUCCCACCGGUGUCGGUCGCGGUGCGUACAAAGCUAAAAGAACAUAAAAAUUCUAUGUGUAAACCGAGAGUUGGAGCUAUGAUAUAAAAUACGGGUACGUUCAUGCAAGAAACUUGUUUUUAAAAUAUUCUACCUCUUAUAAAUGAUGAAAUUUAUCUCACUAAGAAGAUCAAUAGUAAAGUUGUUUGAAUUGUUCGAAAAAACUAUCUGUAACAAAGCUAGCUAUAUUUACUCUGAGCUAUUAUAAAUCAUUUGCUAUCUUCUUUUCUAUUUUUGAUACGUCUCGAAAGAAUAUUACGUUUUUUUUACAUAACUCUUAGUUAUAGCUUUAAGAUAGAAAAUUCCUAUUGUACUACUGAUGCUGAGAAAGGUAGAUGUACCUAUAUGUAUUAAGUUUAGAUUCAUAUCCUAUUGUGAUAUCAGGUAAUCCAAAAAUGGUGCUCUCCUUGCAUCUAAAGACUCGCUUUAAAUCUUUAUAGAGCUUAGUAUACUAUAUUCCCUCAUAAAUAAUAAAGCACAUAAGUUCUGUUUAAAUCUGUAAGUUUUCACAGAUGAGUUCAGUUACGAAUCGCAUGAUAUGUAACAAUUGUUCGAAACAUAUCCAUUGCGAGAAACGUUCAACAGGUAUUUAGCAUGUAAGAUUCUCUUAUGUUUGAUUUCUUAUAAUUUUAAGAUAAACUGUUUCAGAAAGAUAUAUUCUACACGUGCUUUAUUUUUCUAGCUUAUUUUUGUGUUUAAACUAUACUAUUGUUAAUAAAGAUAAUAUAGUUUAUUUUUCUGGACUGGUUUUAUGAAAU
Molecule: messenger RNA, 4648 nt
Organism: Vollenhovia emeryi
Lineage: Eukaryota; Metazoa; Arthropoda; Insecta; Hymenoptera; Formicidae
Product: probable serine/threonine-protein kinase DDB_G0282963
Exons: 4
Coding region: 617-3898 (1093 amino acids)
Source: RefSeq, a predicted model, not a curated record